AACUUUGAAAAAACGACUUUCCUCCGACUACCGCCCAGCUCCCGCCUUAUCCCCUGUACUCUUGUCUCAGCAAAGCGGGACCUCGUUUCUGUCCACUGAUUCAAAUUCAGUUCAACAAUGUCGCCGACGACACUUGCAUCUGUUUCUCGCACUUUUCUCUUCGCUGUCUCAGAUUCACCGAAGCUUUGGUCUUCCAAAACCCUAUCUACCAGACCUACGCAUCCUCUCCUUAUCAAUUCCAACUUCGGCUUUUCGCCACGGCUCUCACCGCCCCAAUCGGACCCAGUUCUUAGGAUUCCCAGCGCAAGGGUUAAUCAUGCAAUUCAGAGACGGCUCUGUUCUGUUUGCUUUUGCAAUCCUCGAAAUAAAUCUGGUGGCAGUUUUCCUACAGAGAAAACUGGACUGGAUUGGCCAAUCCUCAAGCGAUGGGAUGUGCCUUGGGAAUGGCAAAAGGUUUUCCUAACCUCAGUUGCUUGUGGACUGAGUUUUGUUUUGACAGGAGUGAUACAGAUGGCAAUCAUUCCAUACCUAGCACUCGAACUUGGGGCAUUAAGCUUAGAUGAGAAGGCAGAAAUACUGUUUGUGGAUCAGGGUAUAACGACUGCUGCGGUACUGGCAGUUCUUUAUAGUCUCAUCAACAAGGAACCGCUACCUGAUGACUUUUUCCGCUAUGAUUUGAGGGAGCCUUUCAGUUUGCGGAGAGGGUGGCUUUUGUGGGCCGGAAUCGGUCUUGUAGGUGCUGUGAUAGCUGUUGCCUUAACAGGAGUUGUCAUGUCAUGGAUUCGUGGUGAGAAUCCACAAAGAGAGACUGAUGCUCUACUUCGGUUGCUUCCAUUGAUUGGAUCUUCAACUAUCAGCACUGCCUGCCUGGUGGGCAUCACGGGUAUCCUUGCUCCACUUCUAGAGGAGACACUGUUUCGAGGGUUUUUAAUGGUAUCCUUGACGAAGUGGUUGCCUACCCCUGUGUCUGUGGUUAUUAGUGCUGCAAUAUUUUCCAUUGCGCAUCUCACUCCUGGAGAAUUUCCUCAGCUCUUCGUGCUAGGGACUGCAUUGGGAUUUUCAUAUGCUCAAACUCGAAACCUUCUAACCCCGAUCACAAUACAUGCUUUCUGGAACUCAGGAGUAAUCUUGCUUCUUACUUUUCUUCAGCUCCAGGGAUAUGACAUCAAGGAGUUGUUACAAGCAUCCUGAUGGAGACAGUUCUUUCUGUGGCUGUGGGGGGCUCUGGGCAAAUGGGAUUGUUUAAUCUGUUCUGCAUAGAUGUUGCCCAGUUUUAAGCCAGUUUUAGUCACGGGUGGUAAUGGAGGCUUUAAUGUGUAAAGCUGGUUUUUGUCAUCGAGACUUAUCAGUGGGGGAUUUUGUGGCAGAAUUUUUUGUGAUUAAUGGUUCUUCGAAGUUUUGAUCUUCAAUAUCUUUUUUACUUGGGAUAUGGCCAAAAAUAUGUAUUCCCACCAUGCUAAAAGAAAGAAUGGUGGUAAGUUUUUGGUAGAAGCGUUGAUUGCUUAUUUCAAGGAGAAAAAACUAAUCUCACUUUAAUUAGCAAAAAACAACAUUUUCCA
Messenger RNA from Malania oleifera, 1559 nucleotides. RefSeq lists its product as uncharacterized. The transcript is spliced from 10 exons. The record is from RefSeq and is a predicted model, not a curated record. The coding region runs from base 118 to 1191 and encodes 357 amino acids. Lineage: Eukaryota; Viridiplantae; Streptophyta; Magnoliopsida; Santalales; Ximeniaceae. Gene Ontology annotation, molecular function: metalloendopeptidase activity. Gene Ontology annotation, biological process: CAAX-box protein processing. Gene Ontology annotation, cellular component: membrane.